This is a messenger RNA of Aspergillus ruber CBS 135680, 1323 nucleotides long. RefSeq lists its product as uncharacterized. The record is from RefSeq and is a predicted model, not a curated record. The coding region runs from base 1 to 1323 and encodes 440 amino acids. NCBI's taxonomy places the organism in Eukaryota, Fungi, Ascomycota, Eurotiomycetes, Eurotiales, Aspergillaceae. The transcript is spliced from 2 exons.
AUGCAACCAAACCACUAUGACCUGCUGGGUCAGGUGCGCAAUGAAUCCAGGAGUAUGACGCGAGAUGACUAUCAGCCGCUGCAUGAGAAUGCGCUUCAGUCACGUUCCCCGUCCGGUGCGGCGCCCUCGAGAACAGAAGACUCCUGGAUCGAGGUCGCAUCCCAACCCUCCUCGUCAUCCCUUUCUUCCGCCAAUGACGACAUCAUCACCACCGGUUUGCGCGUUCAACAGCAGGGAUCCAGCCGUUCUCGCAGCCAGCGGCACGUUGCCAUCACCACGCAGAAUGGCUACUCGUCGAGAGACGCAAGCAGCAGUCAGGAUGAAUACGAGGAGAGUGAGAGCGAGUCAGACCGUGUGCUCAGUAGCUCCAACGAAGAAAUCAACCGGAAGCCACCAUCGCUCCAACAGAAUCGGCCUUCCCCGUCGACGUUGGAUGCUGCCUCGAGCGAUGAUGAUGAUAACUCAACGGCCCUGGGGACACGGGUUAGCACGUCUCGAUUCGUGCCUCAGCCCAACGUCUUCUCCCACCCGCCUGCGUCCCGGAACCCUUCUUGGACUAGGGCUAUGGAUACUCGCCGUCCUGAGCCUAGCGAGGCAUCCAACUCUAGCCGUCGUACGGCGAUCCGCAUGAACUCCCAAGCAAGCAUGCGGUCCAACCGCUCAGCGCGGCAGAACCAGCAACACAGCCCGUUUAAUAUGCUUUCUCCAUCUCACCAAGCUGACCAUGAUGCUGCUCUUCGUGCGAGUCUUUCCACUUUGCUCUCUUGUGCGGCGGCAGCACGGGGUCUUCCCAAGUCGGAAACCCAACAGUUGCCAACCGACCCCCCCAGACAGCAAGCGUCUUCCUUCCGGUUGGUGCCAGAAUCAGCAAUGGACAGCGGCGAUGAGGAAGCCUCCCCAGCUGCUGUAGAGAGAAAUACAGCUGGACCUGUCCCAAGGAAGCAUCCCAUUUCUGGGCCCUCAUAUCCAUCUGAGGCCGCUCCUGCUCCUAAGAAGCGUCGAUCGAGCUCACCAAGGGGUGCUGGAAACCAGGCAGCAUCCCGGAAGAGCCGUCGGUCUAUACUCAACGAGUCUUUAUCUGUUAGCAGCCCCACGGUCAUGACAUGGGUCGUGAGCGCAGGCGUUGUUGUACUCUUCUCUGCCAUCAGCUUCUCGGCCGGGUAUAUGCUUGGCCGCGAGGUAGGACGAAUGGAGAUGGGUCCGGGUAUGGCUGGGGAUGGGAGCGGCACUACCUCUACUACCUGUGGCCAGCAAGCAGUGAAGGGAGGCCUGAAGCGAUUCCGAUGGGGCUCUUCUGCUGCCGGAUCGGGCAUCCUUGCUUGA